GAGUAUCAAAUAGAAACCCAUGAGGAGAGAGAAAAAUAGAAACUGUAGUACUCUGUAAAACUUUCGCAUGCUCAACACCGCCAUUCAUUAAAUUUUUGUGUUUUUUAAAUUAGAUUUUACCUUUUUUAUGUAGGUUUCUUUUAAUAAUUUUUUUUUUUACCAAUCACGUAUUGACAUAUGUAAAUUAAUUUUUUUUUUUAAAUCUACUCUAUUGUUUACAGGUCACUUGUAAACAUUUGAAAAAGAUUAACAUUAACACUAGGAUUAUUAAAAAAGAAUAAUUAAAAGGUGUGAUUAUUUUGAAAGACGAGACAAUUUUUUCCAGGGAGUAUUUAAGGAGUACUGCCCAGUUACUCUCAGUGAUUUUUGGUUUUCGGAUAUCUCACCUUCCACGUGGGAUUUGUUAUUAUUUUAUUAUUUUUUGUAAAUGUUGGGGUUUGAGGUGAACUAACGACGUUAAGUUCCCCCCUACCCAACUGUUGCUCAUCCUCUUCAUUCUCUCUCCACUGUCGUCCCAAUUUUUGCUCCCCCUCUUGCCGCAUCUCCUCAAUUUUUCCUCACUUUCGUCAUGGUUUAGAUUGCCAUGGAUCACCAGCUGCUGUAAAUGGUUGCUUCGAAGGUUAGGUCAAACUAUACUAAGCUUUUAAUUGUUUCAUUUCAGUUACUUGCAAUUUGCUUGUUUUGAGAUUGAUUUGUGUGUAAAUUGGCGAAAGGAUGCUUUAAUCUGGUGAAAUUGGUGUUAAUGUAGGUUUAAUCGGUGUUAUGUACUUUUUUGACUACUUGAUUUGUGUGUUCUUUGAUGUAAAUUGGUGAAAUUGUUUCUGUAAUAUGGUGAAAUUGGUGUUCAUGUUGUUAUACAUCUGUUUAAUUACCUCAUAAUCUAGCCACAUUGUUGUUAUAUAGUGUGUUGGAGUUAGGCAGUGUUCUGUUAGUCUUGUUUUGAAUCACAUUAAAUAAAUGCAAGGUUUCUAAAUUUUCCUUUGAAUUUUGAUUGCGAACUUGUUUAAUUAUAUAGUGGUUUUGAUUGACUUGAUGUGUGUAUGACCUAAUCUUGUUUUUGGAUUUCUACUGUUUUGGCUGAUGUUGGGUGGAUUUCUACUAGUGUCUUCACAGUGACCUGUGGUGUUAGUAGUAAUUUAGGAAUAAGGUCAGAGAUGGAUGAGUUAGGGGCAUUGAUUGAAAUAAGCCCUAAUACAGACAAGCUGGAAAACAUUUCCCUUACACCAAUGGGGGAGAUCUCUUCCCCAAUUGGGCCAAUUCAGACCAUAGAGAGCCCUGAAACUGUUUCUACAAAGUCUGUGAUGACCUCUAUUGAACCUCCAAAAGUUGGAAUGGUGUUCAAUGGCUGGCAGGAAAUAGAGGAAUAUUAUAAAUCAUACGCAGAGCAAUGUGGCUUUGGAGUUAGCAGGGUUCACAUUGCAUUCACGAUUAAGAAAAAGAGAAGGGGAAUGAACUGGAAGUGUAAAUGUUGGGGUGCCCCAAAUAUGAGGGCAAAGCGUGACGCAAAUAAAAGGGCAAAGUUAAUGGAAAUUGGCGGAUGUGUUGCUAAUGAGAAUGGUGACAUCUUGGAGGAUGAGCUUGCUAGGGGUAGAAGGAAGUCGAAAAAAUGUUAUUGCCAAGCUAGGAUUUACGGCAGUGUUAAUCGUGAAGGGCUUUGGGUUUUGAUAACGGUGGAGUUGGAGCAUACUCAUACCUUGGACCCCGUUCUGGCUAAGUUAGUUAGUUAAAGAAUUUCAUAUGAAGAAGAUGACGCCGUCAGUUCGUAGGAAAUUGAUUAAUUAUUAUGAGGUUGGAGUACCGGUGAGUCAAAUUCGUGGAUGUAUGAGCACGGAGAAUGGAAAUUUGCCUAAUGUUAAGGAUAUGCAACAUGAGGUUUAUAAGGAUAAACGGUCAAAGAUGGCGGGUGGAGAUGCAAAAGCGAUGAUGGCGUUUUUUGACUACAUGCAGGCUGAAAAUCCGAAAUUCUUCCAUGCUCAUAGGUUGGAUGAAGAAGGUCGGUUGAAGGAUGUACUUUGGGUUGAUGCUAGGAGUAUAAUAGCGUAUGAAGAUUUUGGAGAUGUUGUCUGUUUUGAUGCGACCUAUAUCACAAAUGAGUACGAUCUCCCAUUUAUUAACUUUGUUGGAGUGAACCAACAUGGUCAUUCUCUGUUGUUAGGAUGUGCUCUUGUUUCACGUGAAGACUGUGACACUUUUGCUUGGAUUUACCGACAAUGGUUGACUUGUAUGGGCAACAAAGCUCCCGCAGCUAUUUUAACUGAUCAAGCAGCUGCAAUGAGGAAGCCACUAGCUGAAGUUAUGCCUAACACCCGACAUCAAUGGUGUAUAUGGCAUAUACUGAGGAAAUUUCCUGAGAAACUUGGGAAGUGUGCCAAGUAUAACGAUUUCAAGAAUCCUUUGAAGAAUGUGAUAUACGACAGCUUCACAAUAGAUGAAUUCCAAAGAAGGUGGUGUGAAGCAGUGAAGUUGUAUGAUUUGUAAGAAAAUGAAUGGCUCCAAGAGUUGUUUGUAGAGAGGCACAUGUGGGUGCCUGCGUAUAUGAAAGAGUAUUUUUGGGCUGGGAUGAAAACGACGCAGAGGGUUGAGAGCAUUAAUAGGUUCUUUGAUGGAUUUGUUAAUAGGCACACUAAACUCUAUGAAUUUCCAAAAAAAUAUUCUCAAGCUCUGAAAAAGCGUGUGGAUGAUGAGAUAGAUGCUGAUGAUAGGGACCGCAAAUACAUCAGGCGUCUUGUUAGUGUAUUUAAUGUGGAGAGAUUUUUCCAAAAAAUUUACACUGAUGCAAAAUUUUAGGAAUUCCAAAGAGAAUGUGCUCGAAUGUUGUAUGUUGUUCCGAAGGUGGAGGACAUUAUAAGUGCCACUGCAAUUCAGUACUUGAUUGAAGAUCGAGUUUGGAUCAGGAAAAGUGGCACCAAUGAAGAUGUAGUGACUGAGUGCUACAGGUUUUACACAGUGACAUUCAAUCCAGUUACAAAAGAAUGUAGUUGUGACUGUCGUAAGUUUGAGAAGGAUGGGAUUCUAUGUAGGCACGUCAUAAGAGUGUGGGAUCAGAAUAAGGUCAAAGAUAUUCCCCCCAAGUACGUAAUUUCCCGAUGGCGGAAAGACGUGAUUAGGAGGCACACCCGGGUCAAAGUUGCAUACCAUGAUCCAAGUCAAACAGAGGAAUGCAAAAGGUACAACACGUUGCUACCAGAUCUUGAAUCUUUGUGCGAGGAAGCGUCUACAGUAAAUGAUGACACAGUAGAGAUCGUCCAAGCAGCAGUUAAAAAGCUACGUGAAGAGGUUAGAGCAAGUCGCGCAAAACUAGUGGAGAAUACUGCAUUACCGACCUUUGAAAUUGGGUCUUCACUUCCAGUUCCUCAACCAGCCACCACACCAAGUUCAAAUCCUACUCACCAAUCAACUCCCCAAGCAUUCACACCAAGAUCAACUCUUAGUCACCAAUCAACUCCCCAAGCGAUCACACCAAGAUCUACUCACCAAGCAUCACCCCAUGCAGUGACACCGAACACCGGUUGUGCCAGACCUAACCCCAAUAUUAGUAAAGGAUCUACAACCAACAAUGAUGGAGUUAAAGAUCCAAUAAUUAAAAAAAAACUUCGAGGCCGUCCAAAGGGAUCUCGGAACAAAACCCUUGCUGAGUUAGGUUACAAUACCACCAAGCCUAACACAAGAAAGGACUGUGACAAUAAAGGUCAGUCAGUUGAACCCCGACCCAGUAGCUCCAAUGUCAAAACGAAGUUACCGGUGAAGCGUAAAAAGGGUCAUAACCCAUAUGCUGAGUUUUGGAAUGUUUCGACUGAAGUUCAAGUAUCAUGUGAAGAACUUCCUCUGUAGAUACUGACGGAGGAAUAUUCUACAGACUCCCAUUUAUUCUAAUUAAUCUGGCUUUGUGAGAUAUCACAUAUGUGGGCUUAAAAAGUUUAAUCCAAACACUAGAGUGAGUUUAUUAUCAUGGUGAAUGUUGUCCUGAGUUUGUUAUCCAAACACCCGAAUUAUGUUAAUUGUGAGCUCGAUUUAGAAACUUUGUGUUGUUAAUGGUGUUCUCGUUUCAUAUUUA
This is a messenger RNA of Chenopodium quinoa (quinoa), 4054 nucleotides long. RefSeq names its product protein FAR1-RELATED SEQUENCE 4-like. The coding region runs from base 2812 to 3831 and encodes 339 amino acids. Gene Ontology annotation, biological process: regulation of DNA-templated transcription. Gene Ontology annotation, molecular function: zinc ion binding. The record is from RefSeq and is a predicted model, not a curated record. The transcript is spliced from 4 exons. Lineage: Eukaryota; Viridiplantae; Streptophyta; Magnoliopsida; Caryophyllales; Amaranthaceae.